UCAGCGACAAUAUGGUAAAAGUGUUGAAUUUGAUAGUGGGAAAAUUGGACAAAUAUCGGUAUAGGGUGUAAUGGCUUGAUGAAGCAUGCUUAUAAUAUUAAUAAAUGGUACAUAUAAUUUAGACACCAAAGGAAAUGACCCAUAUAAUUUAAAAUCAAUCUAAUACUAUUGGUUAAUUAAUCCAUUAUUACAUUUAUGUUAAUAUGCAGCAAAUAUUUUCACCAGGAACAGUUUAUCUUAAUAUGCUGCAAAUAUUUUCACCAGGAUGCAACAAUGACACUUGAUUUGAAUAGUUGUCUGAGAGUAAGAAGUAGGACAAAUUGUGAUUGAUGACUUUUUCUAGAGGCACUGAUAAAUUUGCAGUGAAGUGUAAACUAGGAUGUUGUCAAACCUUGAAUUGUUCUCGGAACAUUAAGCUUAUGAAGACUUAAGGAUUUAGUAUCAUGUUAUGCUAUAGGAUACUAGUUUGAAUUUGUAAUAACUCUGACAUGAGUCAGUUUUGUUCUGCAUCAAGUCGAAGGAGGAGAGCUGCCUUUGAGUUUGUUGUGUAAGACCUCGAAGGGUUCCAGUUUACAAAAUGUGGACGAAGAUGAGAUUUUGCAGAAAUCAAUGGCCUCUAAAUGCAAUGGUUCAUUCACCGAAUAAUGGUAACGGUGUUACCGAUAGACAGAAAGUGAAGUCAUCUGGCAGUAUUUGGAAAAAAAGGCAACCGGAAAUAUCUCCUGCUAAGACAGCAGAAAAUGGCAACAAGGACUUGGAAGAAGAGAGUGAUGAUGUUGGCUUGAAGAAGCUGUUACAAGAAAAGAAAAGAAAGAUGGAAUUUGUGUUUGGAGGAGACUCUAAGGCAGCAGAGUUGGAAUUUGAAAGACUUAGCAAAUUGAAGACUAAACUAGAUAGCAUGAAGGUUAAAUUAAUUGAAGUUCAAAACCACAGAGCAAAGGGUGCAAAGGAACCAUGUGUUAUAUAUGUACCCAUAGCUAAGUUAAGGGAAAAAGGUUGAAUAAUUAAGAGACUUUUUAGUACCAUUUUAUUUUAUUUUAUUUUAUUUUAACAGAAGGUUAUAUAAUAUAUAGUGUUUUUUCUUGUAUAAUGAAAGUGAAGCAAACCUAACAGGUGAGCCACUAGGAGUAGUUUAGAUUCAAGCUUCAUUGUCAUAAUGUACCCCAAAGAAAACGAAGUGAGGCAAAGCUGUUGAAGUUGGAUUUGCUUAUACAUA
This is a messenger RNA of Arachis duranensis, 1216 nucleotides long. RefSeq lists its product as uncharacterized. The transcript has 2 exons. The record is from RefSeq and is a predicted model, not a curated record. Lineage: Eukaryota; Viridiplantae; Streptophyta; Magnoliopsida; Fabales; Fabaceae. Bases 578 to 1000 code for a protein of 140 amino acids.